This is a messenger RNA of Cryptomeria japonica (Japanese cedar), 1689 nucleotides long. RefSeq lists its product as uncharacterized. Bases 414 to 1652 code for a protein of 412 amino acids. The record is from RefSeq and is a predicted model, not a curated record. Gene Ontology annotation, molecular function: protein dimerization activity. Lineage: Eukaryota; Viridiplantae; Streptophyta; Pinopsida; Cupressales; Cupressaceae. The transcript has 3 exons.
AUCUGUCGAUGCCUCCAACAAGGUGAAAAAUGCAGAAACAUUGGCUGGAAUGUUGGAGCGUGUCAUCAUGGAGGUGGGGGUAGAGAAUGUGGUGCAAAUCAUCACAGAUAAUGCAGCAGCAUAUGUGUCAGCAGGUAGAAUCCUUUUGAAUUAUCACCUUUAGGCAUUAGCAAUAUUCUCAUUUGUUGUGGGCUUUGUUUUACUUGGUUGCAUAUUUCUUAAGAAUAAAUUCUUCUUUUGCAGGAAGAAUCCUCCAAGAGAGGCACCCCACUCUUUUUUGGACACCUUGUGCAGCACAUGUCCUUGACCUUCUUUUGGAGGACAUAGGAAAACUUGAGUGGGUGACUCCAGUUGUGGAAGAUGCAAGGAGGAUCACUAAAUAUAUCUACAAUCACCCUUGGGUCCUAAAUUUGAUGAGACAACACAUGCAAGGGAAAGAUUUGGUGAGAGCUGGUGUCACAAGGUUUGCAACGAUUUUCUUGACGUUGCAAAGCAUUCUUGCUGCAUUGACUUCUUUGAAACAAAUGUUUGUGAGUGGAGAAUGGCUUAACUCACCUUAUUCAAAGAAGCCUGAAGGAGAGGCUGUCGCAUGCAUAGUCUUCGACAACCAAUUUGCACAAAGGGCUGCAGAGAUUGUGAAGGUGUCAGAGCCCUUGGUUCGAGUUCUUCGCUUGGUGGAUGGGGAUAAAACCCCAAUGGGAUAUCUUUAUGAGGCCAUGGAUAGGGCCAAAGAGUCUAUCAAAAAUUACUACAAGGGGGAUAGGCUCAAAUUUGAUCCCAUUUGGGAAAUUGUUGAUAGGAGGUGGAACAAUCAGCUCCACCAACCCAUUCAUGCAGCAGGGUACUUCCUCAACCCUCGUUUUAGGUUCGGGGGUUCUUACUCAGAUUCGAAUGGAGAAGUCAUGGAGGGCCUCAGUACAUGCAUUGAGAGGAUGGUACCUGAUGUUGAGGAGAGAGACCUCAUUGUGAGUGAGCUCCAAAAUUAUGAGGGAGGAAGGGGUAAGCUAUUCUCUUCAGAGCUGGCUAGGAGAGGAAGAACCACUCAAACCCCAGAUGCUUGGUGGCAAAAUUGGGGUGGAAACACCCCACAUCUCAAAAAAUUUGCCCUCAGAGUCUUAUGUCAGCCUUGCAGUUCAUCCAAUUGUGAGCGCAAUUGGAGCUUGUUUGAAGCAAUCCACACGAAGAAGAGGAGCAAGUUAGCGCAGAAACGGCUCAAUGACCUUGUCUACGUGCAAUAUAAUCUUCGAUUGCGCGUAAAGAAGGUAGAGGAACUAGAAGGUGGUCCAAUUGACUUGGAUGAUAUAGAUCCUUACAGUGAUUGGACAUCACAGGAGCAGCCUCCAUUGUUUUCCGACACUGACAUCACUGAUUUGGAGAGGCAGGCUAUGGAGGAGGGGGGUGGAUUUGGUUUCAGGCUGGAUGACAUUGAGGAGGAUGAGGAUGAGGAUGAGGAUGAGGAUUCAUUGCCAGUGCCAGAGGCAGGUGGAGACAUAGCUUCAUCCAGGAUGGAGAAUGAGUCUCAAUCAACCAUACCGAGCGAGGAGGCACAGUCACGCCCAGUCCCACAGCAGACUUAUACGACUAGACAGUCUAGACCCUCUAGUUCUACCUCUCCCCAUGUUUUUGCUAGAGCUGGGAAGAGGAAGUUGUAAUUGUAAUUUGUGAUGAUGUAUUUACUUUUGGUUUUAC